CAGAGCCAGUGUAGUGCACAGACUGGCGGCAGCCCUCAGACAGUGGGACGUUUUCGCCAAAGGAUUCUGUUUGAAAAAUAAUCUCCUUCAUGUCGACUUUGUUGGAUAGCUACCCGCCGAUGCUAUGGUUACCUUUAUUACGAUCUUGCAGGUAAAUCUAGUGAUGUCCAUCCUGCUGUAUGUCAUGGUCCUCAUGUACCUCUAUGGUAUCCAGGCGACGCACAUGGACAGCAGCCGCCAGGGGCAACAUCAGGAGCAGCAGCCGAAUCCCGACCCGUUGAACUCCCUCAUCAUCCAGCUGCUACAGGCCGACCUGACGAGGGGGAGGACCAGGGGGAACGAGAGCCAACAGGGGGGGAGCAGGGACUCGCUGUCGCCUCACCUCUCUGCAAACUUUCCCUCAGAGGAGCAGGGCGAUGUGGAGCGUUGGGGGGGUCGCAGCGGGGGGAGCAGUGACGACGUGGUGUUGAACUCAAACCUUCUCAGGCAACACAAGCGAUACAACUCACCUCGAGUGCUACUGAGCGACCGGCCCCCCCUUCAGCCCCCGCCGCUGUACCCCUCGGACGAUUACGUGAGCGGUGGGUUGGACGGAGGGGCGGCGGGGAACAAGACACGGAAGAAGCGUUAUGCUGAGCACAAGAGCUACCGUGGGGAAUAUUCUGUGUGCGACAGCGAGAGCCAGUGGGUGACAGAUAAAACCAAUGCAGUGGACACCGAAGGGCAAGCUGUCACUGUACUGGCCAAAAUUAAAACCAGCGCCACGCAGAACAUCAAACAAUACUUUUUUGAGACGCGCUGUCGGAACCCAAGGCCCUUCAAAGGGGGCUGCAGGGGCAUCGAUGAUAAGAACUGGAACUCGCAGUGCAAGACGACGCAGACUUAUGUCCGCGCGCUGACGCAAGUUCGCAAUUUAGUUGGCUGGAGGUGGAUACGCAUAGACACUUCCUGCGUCUGCGCGUUGUCGAGGAAACGUCCGAGACAUAGGACGUAAUCAAAACAAUUCAAGCCUUGCUGGUGACAGCCUGUUUGAAAUUCUACUUCCUGCAUAGGAUUUUUUAUUUCCUGUCACAGUUCACCACGGGAUUAUGAAUCAUGUUGUAAGGACACUUUGCUAAAGAAACUUCUACUGAAGAAACCUUGGGUCCACUUAAAAUUCACAUCAAUGUGCUGCAAAUCCACCACGGUGCAAUUGCCGCCGCAGAAGAACUCGUUUGAGAGGGGCUGGGGGGGGGGAGGGAGUGUGUGACGGGGAACUGUACAUAUAAAUUAUUUAAAUUAUAUGAAAUGCAUGUAGUUUAUACAUGUUUAUCUAUCUAUAUAUGACGUAUGAAUAUAUUUGUGUUAUUUAUUGAAAGAAAUCUUCUUAAAAAAGGAAGAGAAUGUCUAUGAAAAAGGAAUGAAACAAGCUAUGAACUCAUUUUGAGACUUUAUUACAGAGCUGGGCUGCAAAGGUGCUCGACAGUAGGACUUUACAUGUGCCUUGACCCGUGUGGCUGCAGAGCAGAGAGAUAGGACACAGGAACUCACACACAGCCGUUGCCACAAAUGUUUUAUGGAUGAACCUAAAAAGUGACGGUCCUGUCCCAUAGACAAAUAUGGGUCCACAUUCCUAGAAUUUCCCCUUAAUGAGGUGUCAGGCAUCCUGUGACCAAAACACUUAUCUGAGAUUUGUGACCAAGUAUGUACAUUCACACUGCAUUAUACUGCUGUAAAAAAACAAGUCCGUUCAUUCCUCUGGGAGAGAGUUUUGAAAAAAUUAAAAAUAAGAAUU
Gymnodraco acuticeps is the source of this 1774-nucleotide messenger RNA. It is a transcript of the gene ntf3, whose product is annotated as neurotrophin 3. Gene Ontology annotation, biological process: nerve growth factor signaling pathway; cell surface receptor protein tyrosine kinase signaling pathway; positive regulation of peptidyl-serine phosphorylation. Gene Ontology annotation, molecular function: nerve growth factor receptor binding; growth factor activity. The record is from RefSeq and is a predicted model, not a curated record. Lineage: Eukaryota; Metazoa; Chordata; Actinopteri; Perciformes; Bathydraconidae. The transcript is spliced from 2 exons. The coding region runs from base 125 to 994 and encodes 289 amino acids.